Hermetia illucens (black soldier fly) is the source of this 1266-nucleotide messenger RNA. Its product is annotated as leucine-rich repeat and immunoglobulin-like domain-containing nogo receptor-interacting protein 3. Lineage: Eukaryota; Metazoa; Arthropoda; Insecta; Diptera; Stratiomyidae. Gene Ontology annotation, cellular component: voltage-gated potassium channel complex. The transcript is spliced from 2 exons. The record is from RefSeq and is a predicted model, not a curated record. Bases 86 to 1207 code for a protein of 373 amino acids. Gene Ontology annotation, molecular function: voltage-gated potassium channel activity; transmembrane transporter binding; potassium channel activator activity.
UUUUCGCGAGUUUAGAAAAGUCAACGUGGUCCCACCAUCUCGUUCAAAGCGUCGUCGAAAAAGGAAGGAAUAGUGACUUGACGCCAUGUUCGGUAUUAGGAGCGUUAACCUCGCCGUGCUUCUGUACUUCAUUAAACUGAUCCGGUCGUCAGCAGGUUUUUAUCAGUGCAAUUUCAGUGAAAAGUUCCAUGUUUCAAACUGCAGUCAGGGAGUCAAUGUUCGGUACAUUGGAUUGGAUCGCGUUGCGCCUACUAUUUACCUGAAUAGUAGCGAAGUUAUGGAUAUAACACCAAAUGCAUUCGAUACGGUACCAGAGCUACAGAAGUUAUAUCUAAAUGAUAACCACUUGCAGGAGAUAAAGCCACAGUGGUUCAGCAGAUUGACCAGUCUCUCGUUGUUGGAUGUAUCCCGAAACAAAAUCAAAAUUUAUUUCCCAGGAACAUUCCAGAGUGUCCGCUACUUGCAAAGGCUUUACCUUGGCCACAAUGACCUCCAAGUGUUUGAUGGGAAAUCAGAUAAUUUUGGAAGGACCAUAAUCGAUUUAUCUCACAAUCCACUCAAUGAGAUUUACAUAGACAGAGUUCACACUCUACACAUAAACCACACCAAUGUCACGCAACUGCACUUCACCCAGGCGGUAAACAUCUUCGCAGAAUACGCGAAGAUUGAGAGCUUCUCAUCGUCGGAAGGAGUCAUCGACAAACUGCAUUUACGUGGCAAUAACAUCCGGGACUUGUCGAAUCUUACAGAUAGUUUCGCUCGGAUGUUGUAUUUGGAUAUAUCUCAGAACACGAUAAGUGCCAUACCAGCCGAUGCCUUCCGCCACCUUAAGGGACUACGUCAUUUGAAUAUCUCCAAAGUGGAUCUCUACGAGGUGUACUACGGAAUGUUCUCUAGCCAACGUGCCUUGGAAGUUCUAGAUAUUUCCUACAACUAUCUAUGGCAUCUGAAUAUGAAUAAGAUGUAUCCGGCUCGGCUGCGGGAGUUGUAUUUGCUGGGAAAUUCUGUUUGGAAGGUAACUGAUUCAAGAAGGAGUAUGAGGUCCCUCGAGAAGAUAGGAAUAGCUGGAAAUGAGUUGAGCUGCGAACGGCUAUUCAAAAUCUACCACAAAGCAGUCGAGAGGGGAAUUGAAUUUCUUAUUCCUUCGCAUAUGGCAAAUUAUACUAGCGAUAAUAUUGCCGGAAUGCCUUGCAGAGAUGUACAGUAAGAAUGGAAGACCAUGUAUUUUGUGAUGUAUUAUAUAUGAAUAAAAUAAAAUUGAAUAGA